Carassius carassius (crucian carp) is the source of this 1221-nucleotide messenger RNA. Its product is annotated as mediator of RNA polymerase II transcription subunit 4-like. Gene Ontology annotation, biological process: regulation of transcription by RNA polymerase II. Gene Ontology annotation, molecular function: transcription coregulator activity. The record is from RefSeq and is a predicted model, not a curated record. Gene Ontology annotation, cellular component: core mediator complex; mediator complex. Bases 64 to 846 code for a protein of 260 amino acids. NCBI's taxonomy places the organism in Eukaryota, Metazoa, Chordata, Actinopteri, Cypriniformes, Cyprinidae. The transcript is spliced from 7 exons.
UGUGGUCCUUCCGCCAACAGACGUCACUGUCUGACUCUUGCUUCUGCGUGUUAUUUUUCACGCAUGCGCAGACGAGGAGAAACUGUCAUGGCGGCGGCAGAGAAACCGACGAAAGAGAAGCUUUUAUCCACUCUGGAUGAUAUUGAAGUCUUAUCAAGAGAGCUGAUAGAGAUGCUGGCGCUGUCCAGGACACAGAAACUGCCCCAGCCUGGAGAGGACACCGAUAUACUGGAGCUGUUAGUGCAGAGAGAUAAAGAGUUCCAGGAGCUGAUGCAGACGGCGGUGGAGCAGGGCAAAGUGCACCAGGAGAUGCAGGCUCUGGAGAAGGAGGUCGAGAAGAGAGACAGCGAUAUCCAGCAGCUCCAGAAACAACUCAAAGAGGCUGAGCAUAUACUGGCCACUGCUGUCUACCAAGCCAAAGAAAAGCUGAAGUCUAUCGAAAAGGCCAGACAUGGGAGUAUCUCUUCAGAGGAGAUCAUCAAAUACGCUCACAGGAUCAGUGCCAGUAACGCAGUGUGUGCUCCUCUCAACUGGGUUCCAGGUGACCCCCGCAGGCCGUACCCCACGGAUCUGGAGAUGCGCAGUGGAAUACUGGGUAACAUGAGCAACAUGCCCACCAACGGAGUGAACGGGCACCUGCCAGGAGACGCACUGGCUGCUGGGAGAUUGCCAGAUAUUCUAACUCCACAAUAUCCUUGGCAGUCCGCUGAUGUUUCCAUGGGGAUUCUGCCUCCUCACCAUGGCAACGAUUUUGGCCUGGAGCCACCUGGUCAUAACAAGGAAAAUGAAGAUGAUGUUGAGGCCAUGUCAACAGAUUCCUCCAGCAGCAGCAGUGACUCAGACUGAGUGUGUGUGUGUGUGUGUCCCCAUAGUAAAGAAAGUGUGUUGUCUGCAUCUAGUUUCUGUGAUUAUAGAUCCAGAUGGCAACAUCUACUGCUUUCAUGAGGACCGAACCUACAUCGGUCCUCUUUUCAGCAAAGCCUCAUUUGCUUAUUUUUUUCAUUCUUCAGAUGCCUUGCGGUCAUCAUUUGUGUAUAAUUUUAUCCCACUGGUCUCAAAUGUCACCAGUGUGUCGUUUUCAAUGUGUGCAGAGUGACAGGCUCAUUUGCAUUUAUUUGUAAUGUAGUGAAGCAUUUCUGGUUUACAGUUGGAAUAUAAAUAGCAAUGUAAAUACCUCUGAACUUUCAGAGUCUGUAAAUAAAACUUUAAAAAAAAAAAAAA